CAUUUUUGAAAAUAUUGGUGUCCUUGGUAACGAAAAUGUAGACAAAAUAAAAUGAAAUAAUAAUAAAAUACCUCUAAAUAAAAGAAAGAAAGUUCUACAAAAAUAUCAAUAUGUUUAGAGGCGAUGCAUCAAAUUCCUACGAACAACAAGCAAAGUUCAUACAAGAUCGAAUAAAUACGGUGGAAAAGUACUUUGGAGAAUUAUGUUUGGCUUUUACUGGUUAUGCUAGGAAAACUGCACGGUUGCGCGACAAAGGCGACGAUCUAGCCGAGGUCCUCAAGGAGUAUGCUUCCCACGAGACGGUGAACAAGUCACUCAGCGUGAACUUGGAGAACUUGUCCCUGACGCUCUCCGCACUCGAGGAGUACCGCAACUGCGCCGUGCAGCGGAUGGAGGCCAAGGUGAUAGGUGAGCUGAGCCAGUACGAAACGAUAUGCAAGCACGCGCGCGAGGAGCUGAAGCACACCAUGAGCGUGCGCGACAAGGAGCUGUCCCGGAAGAAGGUGCUGGACAAGUCCCGGGAGCGGCAGCCCUUCAACCGGCAGCAGGUCGCAUACGCGGAGUCAGAGCUCCUGAAAGCUUCAGCGGAGAUGUCGCGCACGGCGAAGGGCCUCAGCGAGCAGACGGACUUCUUCGAGCGGCGCAAGCUGCAGCAGCUCAAGUCUCUCCUGAGUGACUUUAUAAUGAUAGAGAUGACUUUCCACGCGAAAGCCGUGGAGCUACUGACUAUUGCGUACCAGAGGGUGGAUGAGAUUAAUGAAAAAGCUGAUUUAGAACAUAACACAGGUCUGUCUGACACUGAGGAGCCCGUGAAUUUCCGAAGAAAGUUGCGAUCUCCCGAGAACGUGGCUGGCUCGGGCAUGUCAGCGCGGUCGGCGUCACUGGGCGCCUUCAAGACAUCCAACACCUCUCCCAACAAGGAAGACGGUGACAUUAUGAGAACUCCUGAAAAGUUGAGAUCUGAAAUGGCUCGAUCCAGCUCACUGCAGGUUUUAGCUAGCAAAAUGACAGUUUCUGAUUCUGAAGAUGAAGAAACAUCAUCUGAUUAAUAAUAAAUUAAGAUUUUUGUAAUUUACUGUGUCAAAAUAAAAGUGUAUACCAAAUAAUUUA
This is a messenger RNA of Plutella xylostella (diamondback moth), 1110 nucleotides long. RefSeq names its product CBY1 interacting BAR domain containing protein Fam92 (gene Fam92). Gene Ontology annotation, cellular component: ciliary transition zone; ciliary basal body. The record is from RefSeq and is a predicted model, not a curated record. Gene Ontology annotation, biological process: cilium assembly. Lineage: Eukaryota; Metazoa; Arthropoda; Insecta; Lepidoptera; Plutellidae.